AGGUUCAAGUAAAGGAUGCCUUAGAUGUUUACAUUGAGCAUUGUCUCUUAUUGGAGCAAAGAAACAGAAAUGAUACAGAAACAAGAGACCCUAGAAACAAGUAUCCACCAGAACUUCUUCGGCGAUAGUAAGUAAAGCUGUGUGAUUGCAUGUGUUAUCAAUUAUAAUCAGUUGUCAUUGAUGAGGUUUUUAAAAAGGAAGCUGCACCCAGUUAAUAAUAUGCCAUCAGCUGUUUUAAAUUCAUGAGUUUCAAAGUGCAUAUUCUCCACACAUAAUUUCUUGAUAAUGUUUGUAGGUUUAGAUGAUAGUAAUGGAGGUGGUGUAAAUCAAAGCAGUUCCCAAAAUGUUAUGAUGCAACACCUGUGGAGCCCAUUGAGUUUU
Messenger RNA from Porites lobata, 381 nucleotides. The record is from the annotation of a GenBank genome assembly. NCBI's taxonomy places the organism in Eukaryota, Metazoa, Cnidaria, Anthozoa, Scleractinia, Poritidae.